AUGGCGGCCGACGAUGUGGCCGUGGUUAUGGUGCCGCUCCCGGCUCAGGGACACCUCAACCAGUUCCUCCACCUCUCCCGCGUCCUCGCCGCCCGAGGGCUCGCAGUCCACUAUGUCGGCUCCGCCACUCAUAAUCGCCAGGUCCGCGACCGCUCCGAGAACAGCGGCGGAAUCUACUUCCAUGACCUCCCGCUGCCUCACUUCUCCUCCCCUGCCCCGACGCCCGACGCAGCCGUCAAUUUCCCGAGCCAUCUUCAGCCCGCCUUCGACGCCGUUCUCCACAUUUUCAUCCCUCUCGCUGACUUCCUCCGGUCUCUGGCCGCCGCCUCCCGCCGCGUCGUUCUCAUCCAUGACUCGUCCAUGACGUUCGCGGCCGGCACGACUGCCCCCCUCCCCAACGCCGAGAGCAUCUGCUUCCACACUGUCUCCGCUAUCUCCAGCUUCUUGUACCGCUGGGAGGGGCGCGGCCGGCCGCCGGAGCCGGUGAUCGAACAUUUGAAGCUUCCCCGAGUGUCUAACGAAGGCUGCAUAACAGAGGAAUUCAAGUACUUCGUUCACAGCCAAUGGAACAUGAUGGCCGCCGACGAAGGUCUGCUCUUGAACACGUGCCGGGUGAUCGACGACCCGUUCAUCGACCUGAUGGCGCGCGAGCCUGGGUGGGAAGGCAAGAAGACCUUCUCCAUCGGGCCUCUGCACCACCUCGCGGCGAGACAAAACAUGGGGGUUCGUCACGAGUGCGUGGAGUGGCUGGAUCAGCAACCGCCGGGUUCCGUCCUCUACGUGUCGUUCGGCACCACGUCAACCUUCUCGUACGAGCAGGUGGCGGAGAUGGCGGCAGGGUUGGAUGCCAGCGGGUGGAGGUUCCUCUGGGUGCUGCGGAAUGCCGACCGGUGCGAUAUUUUUGGGGAGGACGAGCAGAGGGAGUGGCUUCCGCCAGAGUUCUACGCGCGGGUGGAGGGGCGGGGGAGGGUGGUGCGGGGGUGGGCGCCUCAGGUCGAGAUCCUAUCACAUCCGGCAACUGGAGGGUUCGUGAGCCACUGCGGGUGGAACUCCUGCAUCGAAAGCUUCGGCGCCGGCGUGCCGAUCCUGACAUGGCCGAUGCACUCCGACCAACCGCGGAACGCGGUGCUGGUGACUCACGUGCUGCGGGUUGGGUUCCCGGCGCGCGAGUGGGAGAGACGGACGGAGGUCGUAUCGGCAGAGGCAGUCAGGCUGGCCGUGGAGCGGCUGAUGGGCGAAGAAGGGGAGCAAGUGCGGCGGCGGGCAAGGAAGUUGGGGGCGGAGGUGAGGCGGGCCACGGCGGAGGGUGGUAGCUCCUGGGCAGAUCUGGACGCUUUCGUGGCGCAUAUAGUCAGAUGAAAGUUUGCAUGGCGUGGCUGACGUGGAGCCAAAAUUUAUUACAAGAAAAUUGCGCUGCAUUUUAUUAAUAAA
Molecule: messenger RNA, 1431 nt
Organism: Zingiber officinale
Lineage: Eukaryota; Viridiplantae; Streptophyta; Magnoliopsida; Zingiberales; Zingiberaceae
Product: zeatin O-glucosyltransferase-like
Exons: 1
Coding region: 1-1359 (452 amino acids)
Molecular function (GO): UDP-glycosyltransferase activity
Source: RefSeq, a predicted model, not a curated record